Rotaria sordida is the source of this 294-nucleotide messenger RNA. Lineage: Eukaryota; Metazoa; Rotifera; Eurotatoria; Philodinida; Philodinidae. The record is from the annotation of a GenBank genome assembly.
AUGAAAUGCUAUUUUGCAACAAAAAAAGAUUAUAUAUUUAAAAAUGUUGAAGUUCUUAUUUAUGUAUUUGAUGUGCAAAGUCAAGAAUUAGAUAAAGAUUUACAUUAUUAUCAAUCAUGUCUUGAAUCUAUUAUACAAUAUUCAUGUAAAGCAAGAAUUUUUUGUCUCAUCCAUAAAAUGGAUUUAAUAUCUGCUGAUAUGCGUGCAACAGUAAUUGCUGAACGAGAAAAUAUUUUAAAAGAUAUAUCUAAACCAUUACAAUGUUCAUAUUUUCCUACAUCUUAUAUGGGAUGA